Messenger RNA from Ceratotherium simum simum (southern white rhinoceros), 1956 nucleotides. NCBI's taxonomy places the organism in Eukaryota, Metazoa, Chordata, Mammalia, Perissodactyla, Rhinocerotidae. The record is from RefSeq and is a predicted model, not a curated record.
CCAGUGCGGAGAAGGACCCCACCCGCUAUUUUGAGGGCCGGUUGGCGCGACUGCAUCAUUGCCGGAUGGCAGUCCAGGAUCUCGGCUUCGAGAGGCUCGACAGGCGAAAGGGCGUGGAAACCACCGGGACUUGGAGACUCGGUGGGCCCUGUCCUGCUUCCCUCCGGGUGGCGGCGCUGUGACGAGCGACUGACAGGCGCAACGAAAGGCAGCCCUGUGCUGUCUGGAGAAAAAGCAGAGGCCUGGGCUACCCGCCUCGGGAGGAGGGAGCCAAGGGCAGUGCUGGCAGCAGCGGGACACGGAGGCUGAAAGCGCGUGGGAGGCGGGGGCUCUGGGUGGAACAAGAGUUACAGGAUGUCAGAGAAGGAUGUCUCCCGGGAAGAGGCGAGCUAAAGCGUGGGUACCACUACCUGCCUCAAGACACGUGGGAGAAACGGGAAUGAGGCUGAUGUCAAAGAUCAAGGGUCCUGCGCUGAGUUCAGGGAGUUAGUUUGAUGUAGAAGGUCAUAGGUCUCACACAGGUGAGAAGGCUCUAAGGGGAGUCACAAACCCCGGGGAGUCAAAUGGUUUGGGAGGGUUGAAGCUUCUCUAGGGAGAGCUCCAUCAGGUUAGAGUUCAAGGAGAUGGUAUCUCGUGGGGGGGUCCAAGGCUGGCAAGGAGAGCCUCUAUGUCAAAGGUCAUAGGAUUAGCGGGCCCUCUAAGGCUGGCGAGAGAUGAGCGACUUCACUUGAUUUACUAUUCUAUCAUCCGUGCUCCUCUCUUGACCAGAGGGGUCCCAGCCACCAUGGAGGACCCGCACCCCAAAGAGAUCAUGGAGCAGCAGGAUUCGUCCAGGGAAAGGAGUCCCGGCAGUCCAAGAGGCGACAUCUAUGAGGAACCUGUUGUACUUGCCUAGGAAGUGGCAGAGCUGGGACUCGGUUCCAGGCAGUCUGGCCCCAGAGGAGUCUGGCUGGAAGGGCAGACUCCCUGGGUUCCAGUCUUGACUCCACCAUUUUCAUUUCCUAGCCUCAUGACUGUGGGCAAGUUGCCUAACCUUUCUGAGCCUCAGUCUGCUCACCCAUAAAACAGGUCCAAUAAGAGUUUGCCUGUACUGCUUGCUGUCCAGCCCUGGCAUAGAACCUGGCACAUAGUAAGCACUGAAUGUUAAUUGUUGGCAUGAUUCUGGGGCUUGGGAGAGGUUCCUGGAGACUCCUGCUGGCCUCCCCCGACUUCUCCCCACGUCCCUCAGGCCACCUGGGGGUCCCACAGUGCACCCGCUGCCUCAUCACCUUCGCUGAUUCCAAGUUCCAGGAGCGUCACAUGAAGCGGGAGCACCCAGCGGACUUCGUGGCCCAGAAGCUGCAGGGGGCCCUCUUCGUCUGCUUCACCUGUGCCCGUUCCUUCCCCUCCUCCAAGGCCCUGAUCGCCCACCAGCGCAGCCACGGUCCAGCCACCAGGCCCCCGCUGCCGGCUGCACCCACCACUGCCCAGCCCACCUUCGCCUGUCCUGACUGUGGCAAGACCUUUGGGCUGGCUGCUUCUCUGAGGCGGCACCGCCAGGCCCACGAGGCCCGCACCCCUCCUGGCCCCUUCGCCUGCACUGAGUGUGGUCAGGACUUUGCCCAGGAAGCUGGGCUGCAUCAACACUACAUCCGGCAUGCCCGAGGGGAGCUCUGAGUGCAGCUUAAGCCCUCCCCAGGGCAAUGGGGGCUCUGUGGCUGGUAGGACCCUCCUCUGAUAUGGGAUGGGGGCCUUGGAGGGAUUUGCUCCCCUCCCUGGAAAGGCAAAGGGCUCCUGAUAAAGAGGACCCAGAAGAUGCUUAAUUAGAGCUUCAGUCUUUGGAGGACACAGGCUUUCAGGGAAACAGUGAAAUCAGACAACAGUGAGAUCUUUUGUUUAAAAAAAAAUGAGCAAGAGAGGGAAAAUUGUUAUUUGUAUCUCCCUCAUUCUCAAUUAAAUAGUUUGAAAUCACAGCUA